Nicotiana tabacum (common tobacco) is the source of this 1889-nucleotide messenger RNA. Its product is annotated as putative F-box protein At3g10430. Lineage: Eukaryota; Viridiplantae; Streptophyta; Magnoliopsida; Solanales; Solanaceae. The record is from RefSeq and is a predicted model, not a curated record. Gene Ontology annotation, molecular function: protein binding.
UAAUGAUAAUAAAAUAAUUCGAUUAUUAAGGAAUUCCGCUAGGAGCAAGGAACUCCAAAGUCUAAAAGAAUGGGGAAUAUCUGGGGGGAAAAAAGAAUGCGGAACAUAUUACUAUAAAAAGAGAAAGAACAGGUAACUCACUCCGUCGAAACAUCUGCUAAUUGCAGUUUUGUACCCGACACUGCUAUGGCCGCCACCAGAGAUAAUGAUGGUCGGGCUUUCCCUGAAGAUUUGGCAAUGGAGAUUCUACUCAGGUUGCCGGUGGAGUCCUUGUUGAGAUUCAAGUGCGUCUGCAAGAACUGGUACGAGAUUAUCAAGAGCCGUAGCUUUAUCAGAGAACACAUGAAUUGGAGCGGCAAGAACAAGCCCCCCGAAAUCCUGAUUUAUGAUCAUAGUGCCCCAGAUGAUUCCCCUCCCAUCACUUUGAUUUCGAUUUCAGAUGCUGCAGUUGUACAUGAAAAUCCGGAUUAUCUCCAGAGGUUCAGAGGUAUGACAUACUUUUUAGGUUCUGUGGAUGGCUUGUUUUUAUUGGAGAGAGUAAUUGAUGGCAGCAUAUUCAACAUCUCCUUGGCUAUGUGGAAUCCUGCCACCCGGGAGGUGAGGCCCCUUCCUUCACCCGAGUUCAAGCUUCAACCAUCUUUCAGACAAAGAGGCUGUAAUUUUGGGUUCGGAUUAGACCCAACAACAGAUGACUAUAAGGUGGUUUGGUUUCGGUCUUUCUGGGAUAACAUCAGAAAUCGUAGGGUCCCUCAAGCAUAUGCAGCCGUCUAUUCCUGUUCGAGGGACUCAUGGAGAAUACUUCAACCUGAAAAUCAUGAUAUCUUCAUAUAUAAAUACUGUAUAGAAGCCCUUGGUACUGCUUACCUGAAUGGAGCUUAUUACUGGCUGCUAAAAGGGGAAAGAUGCAAGUGUAGCAUUCUUUCCUUUGACUUUGGCAAAGAGGUGUUUGUAGAGAUUGGAGGGCCAGAUGCUCCGCGUCCAAUCAUUGGAGGCUGAAUUUGACAUUACUUGAUGACUCCAUUGCCCUCUUGAACAGUGUUGAUGGAUUUUUUAAUCAUUUAUGGGUAAUGAUCCAACCAGGGGUUUGGAACAAACUUCUUACCUUUCAAUGCUUUUCAAAGUUUAAGUGUUGGAAUCCAUACACUGUUAUUUUUGCAACUAAACAUUCUCGCCUAGUCUCUUAUGAUGUUAGGACCCAUGAGACGAGGUAUCUUGGAUUUCGUCAUCCGGGCGUGUGGACAAAUUACAUGGAGGGUGGUUGUUCGGUUCAUUAUUAUAAGAAGAGCAUAGUAACAAUUAAACGACUUUACCUGACAUAUUUGACUCCUUGAUUGUGCUUUAAACAAGAGCUGAUAAUAUGUUACAAGCUCAGUGUCUUCUAUAUUUAUAGAGAACAGACUAUGUCUGAAUUUUAGAACUCAUUAAAUAAGUUCAUGAAAUCCCAUACUCUGUGUAUCCCUUGCCCCUUUCUUCACCUUCAAAGUCGAGGCACUCGUUUCUUGGACUUACAUCAGUGCUCAAGCAUUCGCUUCACAUUGUGCUGAUUAUCGUCAGUGUGCGCAUAAAGUAUGUAAUUGAUCUUUUAAACUUGCAAAAGUAGUUGAGCAGAUAAUAUGUGACAACACGUUUUAUAAUUUAUACUGUAGAUGAUAGUGUUUGGUUACGCGCACCAAUUCAUUUGACUUGCUAAUUGGAAUUUCUUAGAUUCAUAAGGCAUGGACAGUGUGGUCUUGACUUUCGAUCCAAUGAUUGUAGGCGUUGAUAUGAAUAGAGAUGUCUUGAUUUUUUAUGUUGUGGAGAGGGCAAGCAUUGUAAAGAUACAAUAUGUUGUAUUCCAUUCUAUCAUAGGCUAAAAUACUGUGUUGUCAAUUGCAUCAAGAAUUUUUGUG